This is a messenger RNA of Dendrobium catenatum, 2572 nucleotides long. RefSeq names its product subtilisin-like protease SBT3.5. The coding region runs from base 139 to 2436 and encodes 765 amino acids. The record is from RefSeq and is a predicted model, not a curated record. The transcript is spliced from 11 exons. NCBI's taxonomy places the organism in Eukaryota, Viridiplantae, Streptophyta, Magnoliopsida, Asparagales, Orchidaceae. Gene Ontology annotation, biological process: proteolysis. Gene Ontology annotation, molecular function: serine-type endopeptidase activity.
UAACAGCCUUCUCCAUUUUUGAAGCUCACUUCACCUUCACGUUUUCCUUUUCAAAGAGUCACUUAAAAGAUCAUAACAGCCUUCAUUUCCUAAGUCCCCUCCCUCCCCUCUCUCUCCCUUCCUCUCUCUUUCUGUAACAUGGCUCAUUUUGGUAUUACAGUCUUUAUCUUCUUCUUAUCUCUAACAUUUUCGCGAAUAAAAUCAUGUUUUUCUUCUCAGGUUUAUGUGGUAUAUAUGGGAAGUAAAAAAAAUUACAGUUCUGAUGAGUUCUUAAGUCAGAACUAUCAAAUUCUCACUCCAAUCCAUGGAGGAUGCUUGGAGAAAGCAAUAGCUUCUCAUGUUUACAGUUAUAACAAUGGCUUUAGUGGAUUUGCUGCGAAGUUAACUGAAGAACAGGCAUUGAAACUAGCUGAGAUGCCAGAAGUUGUUUCAGUGUUCCCAAAUCAAAAGAGAACUCUGCACACAACUCAUUCAUGGGAUUUCAUGGGACUAAAUAUGGAUGCUGAGAAAGAAAUUUCAGGCUUCUCUACAAAAAACCAAGAAAAUGUGAUAAUUGGAUUCAUUGAUACAGGAAUAUGGCCAGAAUCUCCUAGUUUCAACGAUGAAGAGAUGCCACCAGUGCCUUCAAGAUGGAGAGGAAAAUGUCAAGCUGGGGAAUCUUUCUCAAGUUCUACAUGCAACAAAAAAGUGAUAGGUGCAAGGUACUAUAUGGAUGGCUAUGAGGCAGAGAAAAAAAUGGUUGAAGAAUCACAAGUGAAUCCCAGUAGAAAUAUGGAAUUCAAAUCUCCAAGAGAUAGUUCAGGACAUGGAAGCCACACAGCUUCGACGGCGGCUGGGCGCUUUGUCUAUGAUAUGAAUUAUAAUGGACUAGCUAUAGGAGCAGCAAGAGGAGGAGCUCCAAUUGCUAGGAUUGCAAUCUACAAGGCUUGUUGGGACUCUGGAUGCUAUGAUGCAGACUUAUUAGCAGCAUUUAAUGAUGCAAUUGAGGAUGGUGUAGACAUAAUUUCAUUAUCUCUUGGUCCUGAAUCACCUCAAGGAGAUUACUUCAAUGAUGCAAUCUCCAUUGGUUCAUUUCAUGCCAUGAGAAGUGGAAUAUUAGUGGUUUCUUCUGUUGGUAAUGCUGGUACUAGAGGUUCUGCAACUAAUUUGGCUCCAUGGAUGUUCACAGUGGCUGCAAGCUCGACCGACCGAGAAUUUGUAUCUAAUAUCAGUCUUGGGAAUGGAGAAAAUUUGAUGGGAGUAAGUCUCAAUACUCACCAAAUGAAUUCAUCGGUUCGAACUAUUGAUGCAUCAGAAGUAAAUGCUGGAUACUUCACUCCUUAUCAAUCAAGUUACUGCUUGGAAAGCUCCUUGAACACAACAAAGGCCAGAGGGAAGGUUCUCGUUUGCCGGCAUUCCAGCAGCUCUUCUGAAUCAAGGCUUGAGAAGAGUUUGGUUGUCAAGGAAGCUGGUGCUGUGGGAAUGAUUCUGCUCGAGGAAAGAGAAGAUGGUGUUGCUAUUCCCUUCAUCAUUCCUGCAGCAAGUAUUGGAAGUGAAGCUGGUGAUAAAGUGCUCUCUUAUCUUAAUAAAACAAGGAGACCAAAAUCACUUAUUUCUCCAGCGAAGACAGUACUGAAAUCACAAUCCGCGCCUAGAGUAGCAGCUUUCUCUUCCAAAGGCCCCAAUUCCCUCACACCAGAGAUCUUAAAGCCUGAUAUCAUGGCUCCUGGACUCAACAUCUUAGCAGCUUGGUCUCCUGCAGCUAAGAAUAUGAAGUUUAAUAUCAUUUCUGGAACUUCCAUGUCUUGUCCUCAUGUAACUGGAUUGGUUGCUUUGAUCAAAGCUGUGUAUCCUGAUUGGUCUCCAGCUGCAAUCAAGUCUGCAGUGAUGACAACAGCAACCAUCCUCAACAAGAAUCACAGAGCCAUUACUGCAGACCCCCUUGGAAAGAAGGCAAACCCCUUCGCCUAUGGGGCCGGCUUCCCUGAUCCUGCAAGAAUGCUAAAUCCAGGCCUCAUAUAUGACACUCAACCUUCAGAUUACAAGAAUUUCCUAUGCUCCAUUGGCUAUGAUAACAAAUCCUUGCAGCAAAUAACAGGAGACAGUAGCCAGUGUUCUAAGCCGGCUUCUUCAGCUUCAAACCUGAAUUACCCAUCCAUUACAGUACCAAACCUCAAAGACAGCAUUUCAAUCACAAGAACUGUAACAAACGUAGGAAAAUCAAACAGUAUUUAUGAAGCUGUGGUUUAUCCUCCAAGAGGAGUUAAUGUAACUGUGAUUCCAAAGUUCCUUGUUUUCAGAAGCUAUGGCCAGAAGAUUAGCUUUACAGUAAAUUUCAGAGUGGAUAAAUCUGGAAAGAAUUAUGUUUUUGGUUCUCUAUCAUGGAAAUCAAAAGAGUUUAGUGUGACCAGUCCACUGGUAGUUGGAAUUGCAGCUUCCAGAAUAGGCAUGAUUUGAAAAUUGUUGAUUGAUAAACAUGAAAGUUCAGAGUUUGGUUCAGAAAGAAUGGAAGAUAGAAAGAUAAAUUGGUUAAUUUCUUAGAAAUUGUUAAGCAAUUUGUAAUAUUUUAAUGUUCAUGCCAAAAAUUGGUGUA